CUUGUCCCCUCUGGCCCCGGCCGCGUCUCUGUGCAGCGGCCCCGCCAUGGCAGCGGCACUGGCGGCCUUGCGAGCGCUGCGGCAGGUCGGGCCUGGCACGGCUUCUGCCGCCGCCGCUCCUUGUGCAGCCGGCUUGGCCAGGCCCCGUCGCGCCUUAGUCGGCUGCUCCCAGGCCGCCUGGGUCAAUAGCAGCAGCGGCAGCCAGGCCGCCCCGGCUCGGAGGCUCAGCACCAGCCCCGCGUUGCUGCUCGCCGCCCGUCGAUUCACAGACAAGCAUGAAUGGAUAACAGUUGAAAACAGUAUUGGAACCGUAGGAAUCAGCAACUUUGCACAGGAAGCACUAGGAGACGUCGUUUAUUGUAGUCUUCCAGAAAUUGGAACAAAGCUGAACAAACAGGAUGAGUUUGGUGCUUUGGAAAGUGUGAAGGCUGCUAGUGAACUCUAUUCCCCACUCACAGGAGAAGUAACAGAAAUCAACACUGCCCUUGCUGAUAAUCCAGGACUUGUCAACAAAUCUUGCUACCAAGAUGGUUGGCUUAUCAAGAUGACUGUGGAUAACCCUUCAGAAUUUGAUGAACUCAUGAGUGAAGAUGCAUAUGAAAAAUACAUAAAAUCUAUUGAGGAGUGAUCCAAAUGUUAACAGUAAACCAACGCAGACCAUUUUCUUCACUGUAGAUUGUCCUAAAUUAGUGGUAUACAGAAGGUUCAACUCUGAGCAGCUUAUCCAGGAAAUUUUCAAGGAAAAUAUGCUGCCUUUGAUUCAAAUUGUGCUGAUCUAUGCCCACAAGUGACUGCAAAUCAAAACAUUUUCAUUUGGGGGGCAGGUGUCUGUCUUCUAGUACAUGGUGGUUAUUGUUUUUUAGUCGAAUAAAUGUAAUUAUAGGAGGUCAAGAGUCUGAAGUUCAUAAUUACAUCUGGAGUAGAAUAACCUUUGUUCCUAAAAUAAACCUAAGCAUUGAUAAAGUAGAACUGUAACAGCCUUAAUUUCACAGCACAAACUGUGCUUCUCAGCUCCACGGGUUUUAUUCCCUCCCCAAGACAGCAGCCUGCUUUCAAUCACGUUUUGUAAUAUUAAGGCUGCAUUGCUGCCGUCGGAAUUAGUGAAGGUUCCAGGUGAUUAGAGCAGAACCAGAUUUCACCUUUUUAAGUGAAACUGGGGGAGGUGUGGCCAUCCUCUACAGAUAAGGCUCCCUGCUUUGCAGUGGAACAGAUAACAGAAGUUAAUAAAAAAUCCUGACUUUA
Molecule: messenger RNA, 1242 nt
Organism: Zootoca vivipara (common lizard)
Lineage: Eukaryota; Metazoa; Chordata; Lepidosauria; Squamata; Lacertidae
Gene: GCSH
Product: glycine cleavage system protein H
Biological process (GO): glycine decarboxylation via glycine cleavage system; protein lipoylation
Cellular component (GO): glycine cleavage complex; cytoplasm; mitochondrion
Source: RefSeq, a predicted model, not a curated record